AUGGCCACUUUGAGUCUCGCGCGUUUCCCGGCGGACAUAGCCGGGGCGAGCGUCGUGUCGGCCGACGUGUCGUCGGACCUCAGGCUGCUAGCGGCGCACCUGCCGUGCGGCGAUGUCGCUGUCUGCGCUCUCGGCAGCCCCGUGCGCCCCGCUGCUGCCACCACCCACGUGCUCUUCCGCGAUCGCGCCGAGCCGGCGCCCGCAGAUGCCCCUCCUCACGCGCCCUCGUACCAUCGCCGCGUCGCAUGGCUGUGCCCGCGACAGCAGUUGGGCGAACCGUGCGAUCAGGGCCAGUCGCAUGAUCGGAUUCUUGUGCUGCUUAGGCCCCGCCGUGUGUCGCUGUACGCGAUAAGCGCAGGCACGAGCCCCGUGUCGGGGAGUCCUAUACCGGCUGCGUCAGUGCAGGCCAGGCGCGUGCCCUUCGGCAGGGCGGGCGUGCGAGUGGUGUUCUGGCCGGAAAGCGCGCGCGGAUCCUCCUCUGCGCGCGGGGCCAGCGAUGCGUUCGACCUUUUGAGUGGCGCAGCAGAUGGCGCGGGGGAAACUGGCAGGUGGGAGCAGUUGGCGGGGGGAGGGGAGGCGGCAGCGCAUAUGAGCAUGGGCGCGGGCGCGCGCAUGGGGUUCAGCAUGAGCGCGUGGCAUGCACACUUCGAUUCCCCGCCCUGGCACAGCCUGCUGGCCGCCUGUGGGGCCAUGGCGGCGGGCGGGGGCAGCGGAGAGCAGGCGCGCAGCAACGGAGAGGCGAGCAUGCAGGAGAGUGGGAGCGAGGGCGGGGCAUGGGGGUGUGCGGUGGAGCAGGUGGUGGCGGUGGGGGUGGAAUCCGACGCGCAUGCCUCGCACCUCGCGCUGCUGCUCACGUCGCGCCAAGCAUACGCACACAUGUGCCUCUCGCCGUCCGCGCUGCGCUGCCAAGCCCCCCUGCCAGCACACAGCAGCGUGCUCGUGCUGGCCGUGGCAGGGGGAGUGAGCGCCGACAAUCGAUCGCAGCGGGCACAGGGCGAUGCUGGGGGUAUGGUGGGAGAGCUGUGGCGCGGGGAGCAGGGGGAGCAGGGGCGCAGGGUGGGUGGUGUGGUGCGCGUGCAGUGCUGCAUCCACCUGCACGCGGUCACGGGCGCACAGCAUGGGGCGGGCGCCAUGUGGAGCGCCGUGAAGCUCCAGGGCGCCGUGCUGUGCGCCGUGCAGCCAUGGGGCGCUGCUUUCACGUGGAGCGCCGCCUCUGGCCGCCCCCUGCACUCCCUGCUCCUCACCCCUGCCGGGCCCGCACCUCUUGCGCCCACCCACGCCUCUGCCCCUCCCCAUGUGCUCCACGCGCAUGGAGCUGGCGCCAGUGCAAGCAGCAGCAGCAGUGCGAGCAUGCAGAGCUGCCCAUCCAUGGACGGCGCGCGGCACUCGCGUGCUGUAGGUGGCGGCAUGGGUGGCGUGGUGGGCGUGGUGCUGGGGGGCGAGGGCGCGCUGCUGUGCGCCGUCACCACCACGGGCCUCGUGCUCACUGCCUUGCUGCCUGCGCCCAUGCUUCCCCAUACGCCUCCGCCUCUCCCCACACCCCCCGCCCCCCCCAUGCGCUCUGUGGUGCUGUGCAGCCCACUGGCAUCGGGGCGCGUGCUGCUGGGCCUCGUGCAUGCAGACAGGCCGGGGCCAGCGGACAGCAGCACUGCUGUACUCACAGUGGCCGUGCUGCACUCGCACCACACGCCCCACCACGCACCCCCACCCGCUGCUUCUCACCCUGCCAGCGAUGCCACCCGUCCAGCACCCAAGGCACAUGUCGCUAUCUACUCCUUCCCGCUCGCCAUCCCCCACAACCACGCUCCGCUUACCCACACCCUUCUCGCACCCGCCCUGCCCCCCCUCUCGCUGCCUUCCUGCGCCGUGCCGCUGCUCUCCUGCCACCGCCUGCUCUGUCUCUCCAACGACCGCCUGCUCCUCCUCCUCCCCGCCCGCCCGCCCUCGCCCCUGCACCUCUCGUCCGCGCCCCUCUUCCCCAUGUGCCACCUGCCCCGCUCGUGCCUCCCCUCACCCCCAUGCGCCGCUGCUCUUAGAAUGUCCCUCACUUUGGCAGCCCUGCAGCUGGAAGGAGUGCCUUCCCUGACACCUUGUGGGGGCGAGCAGGGGGAGGGGGGAGUGAGGGUGCAGAGGGGAGGACAUUUUGCAAGUGUGGUAGUGGGGGGGAGUGGUGUGGUAGAGAGGUGGGUGGGGGCGGAGAGGCAGGAGGAGGCGUGGGUGCGGAGUGUGAAUGAGGUGAUGGGGGCGGUGAUGGCGAUAGAGGGCGAUGUUAUGAACAGGGAGGAUCUGGGCGGCACUGCCUUCCUCUCACUGCUGCACAACACUGCACAUGCCAACGGCUGGCCGGACUCGUGCCUUGUGUUGCAGCACGUGCGCCUCUGCCUCGACCUCAUGUGCCCCGCGCCCUCCGUUGUCAGGCUGCUCUUCCUGCUGCACGGCAUCAGUGCCGCCCUGCAAGUGAAGGCCUUCCACUGCCUGCUCGCCUACCUCAUCACACACCUCCCCCUCGCGCGCUUCUCGCGCUCCCACGCCAGAUACACCUCCAGUCAGGCAUGCUGCUGCUGUCCGCCCCACAUGCUCUCGCUGCAGCGCAUGGCCCACAGGCUGCGCUUCCAUCUGGGCCCCUUUACUCCCACUUGCCUCUUCCCCACCUUCCGCCGUCCUUCCACAUGUCCCGCUCACCCCACGAUCAGCUUUCAGCUGGCACUGGCGUUCCUGUGGCAGGGGCAUGCGGGCAUGGCAGCGCAGGUGCUGCUGCGCCUGGGCGCACACGUGCACGCGUCGCUGCGGGAGCUGCUGCUGCGCUCCUUCUCCUCCCACCUGCGCCACGUGCUCUCACACUACCUGCACCACCACCACCUGCUGCCGCCCCCCCUCCUGCACUUCCUCGCUUGCACUCAAGUUAUCCAGGACAUGUACCCCCUGCGAUCCUUCACCCCCGCGUAUCGCCUGCGCCGCGCCUCUGCCCCCUCCUCCCUGCAACUCCACCCUGCCACGCGCGCUGCCAACAGCCGCAGCAGUGCCCCACGCUCCGUGCCUGAGGGGGGCCGUGCAGCUGUGGACUCAGUGGGGGAGGCGGAAGCAUGUCAACAAGGGGUGUGUGGUGGGGGGGUGAUUGGGGGCAGCUGGGGCAGUCUGGUGGCGCUGGUGCCCGCACAGGGAGGGCAGGGGGGGAGGCAGGCAGCAGAGGCGUGGGGUGAAGGUGCAGGGGUUGGGGCGAAGAACAAGAUGGUCGCAGAGGGGGUGGGUGAGGAGGAGCAGAGCAGGAUGCAGGUGGAGGAUGGGUUGAGCAUUGUGGUGCGGCACGGGUUUGCGUGUGUGGCGACAGCAUGGGUGCAGCACUGGGACCCCGCUGUGCUGCUGCAGGUGCUGGCAGAAGGAGCUCUCCUCGCCUCGUCUCCCUCUCCCUCCGUUUCCUCCUCGUGUCAGCCAACCUCUUCCUCCUCAGCCUGUGCGCCCGCACUCACGGCCCUGCAUCGCAUUCUAGCCACGCAUCGCCUGCACAUCCCACCGCCACUGCCUGCUGCUCCACCACCCCCUGCUGCAUCUCUGGUGGCAUGGGAAGCUCUGCUCUCCUUGUCUCUGCGCCACCACCUCCCUGCCCUCCUCUCCUCCACCCUUCACGCUCUCCCUCCCACUGCCCUCACCCGCUCGCCCAUCACGGCAGUCUUGCACCGUCCUCCUCCUCACCCCCUUUCCCAACCCACCUCCCCCAGACGCACCUGCAUGCGCGUGCCAGUGGUCCUGGCAGCAGCAGUGCUCAACCCUGCCACAGUGCUGCCCGGGCCAGGGAGUGCAGAGGCGAGCGCAGUGCAGCACAGGGCAGGGGGCAGUGCGUAUGGCGAGGGCAUCAGUGGCGGCAUGCGCAGGGCAUUGGAGGAGCAGCUGGCGGCGCAGGGCGUGCUGCUGCGCGCCCACUGGCGCCACCCCCUCCCCCUCCUGCGCCUCCUUGCACGCGCCCACAUGCUGCUGCCGCCCAAGGGCCUUGCAGGCGAGAUUGCGGGCGGUGGGGCGGAGGAAGCAGUGGGAGUGGAUGGUGUGAGUGCAGGCAGGCGUGGGGAUGUGGGUGUGGGUGAGGGUGAGGGUAAGGGUGAUGAGGGAAAGGAAGGCGAUGGGGAGGUGGGUGUGCGAGGAGGUGGGGGUGGUGCUGUGGGAGGGCUGCAGUGGAGUGCUGUGGGCAUGACUCUCACAUGCUCCGCCCUGCGCCUGCCACUGCUGCUGCACCUCUUCCUCAACACACACACCGCCCGUCACUACGCGCGCAUGCAGCAACACACACAUGAAGAUAACAUGAAUCCCCAAUCUGCUGGUGUUUUGCCCCGCCCUUAUUCCCUGCCUGUUCUGCCAACUCCCUCCCGCCCCUUGUGCGCCACGGUGCAGCUCCUCUCAGCGCACCCCUGCUACGUCUGGUUGCUGCACUCCCUUCUCCCACCGCCUCCUUCGCUCCCCAUCACCCCCUCGCAAGCCCCCCUGCCUGCACCCGCGGGUGUCCGUGCAGCGGCCGUGCAAAUAGCACAGGGGGUGCGGUGCAACCUAGCAUGGCUCCUCGCCCACCCCCCUCCCGGCACUGCCUGGCCCUGGGUGAGCGAGGCACGGGGGGGGAAGAACGAGUGCACAUGGGGGGAUGACGAGGGCGGCGAGAAAAGCAGUGGUGCGCGUGGUGCGGGUGCAGGGAUGAGCGAGGGAGGUGAUGGGGACGGGAACAGUGGCGGAGGGGAAAUAGGGCAGGCCCGGCCAACAGCAGGGGGUGUGGCUCUGUGGGCUGGGAGUUACUUGAGCGGUGUUGUGGGGUGCAGAUGGGUGGAGGGUGCACAGCAGGAGCGGGUGGGUGGAGCAGAUGUGGAUGCAUGGGGAGAUGAUGAGCUGUGGUGGUGGCAGGAGGGGCAGUGGGGCACGGAAGAGUGGUGCGGGAAGGCAGGCACGGCAGGACAUAGUGGGAAUGAGGCAGCCGGGAAGAGGGCGAUGGAAAAUGAGGAGGGGCAGGAGGAGGAGCAGGAUGAGGAGAGAGGAGAGGGCGAGGCAGAGGAGGAGCAAGGGGAGGAGGGGCAUGAGGAGGAGAUGGCGGAUGGCAGUGGCCCACCUGCGGGCUUAGACGUGUGGAGAGCAGUAGGGGGGCGGUGGGAGGAAGUGCAUGUGUCUGCAGUGGAGCAGUGGCAGCAGCACCUCUGGCGCUCCCUGCUGCUCGCCCUGCUUCUCCACCCCCCCUCUCACCCCGCCCUCCCAUCCCACCUGCCCCUGCUCGCCUGCCUUGACCGCCUGCUGGGCCGGACACAUCUUCCUGCCUCCUUCCCCCUGCCAUGCGCCCUGCAACUUGCUCCCCAUGCUGCCCUACAGCGCUUGCCCACUCUCUCCGCCCUCUCCCACUCCCUCGCCUCCCUCUCUGCCCGGCCCUAUGCCUGUGCCUGGCUCAGUGACCCUUCGCCCUUAGCAAGCCGCACUGUGCCAGAGGCACCCGCUAGCCGCCAACGAAGUGCACUGCUCGCCCUGCCGCACUCUCUCCGCCACCACCUGCUAGCAGCGUCGCCCUUGGCGCUCUUCCUCUCCCUCCUGCCCUCGCUGCUCUCCCCAUCCGUCGCCCGCGCCUCCCUCAAGGCCACUACACACCACCUGCACGGCCUGGCAUCAGCAGCAGCCCUGCUCGCGCGCACACACACGCCCCUGCUCGCCUCCGCCUCCACCUUCCUCUCUCUGCUCGGCCUCUCCUCCUCGCGCCUGCGCCUCGUCAUCGCCGCCUUGCACCUCAUCCUCUCCUCCUCACCACCCCCCUCGCCCUCCUCCCUGGCCGCUGUUGCUCGCUUCCUGCACUGCUACUGCAGUGCGUGGGCGGGGGAGCAGCACGGCGGGACAGGGAGGGCAGGGGAGGCAGCGCAGCACAAGGCGGCGAGGCAGCUGCUGAGGCUGCUGGAGGGUGCCGUGCUGGGGGAGACAGAGGGGGCUGGUGGGAAGGGGGACGGGGAGAAUGGUGCAGGGGGAAUUGGUGUGGUGGAGGUUGGGGCAGUGGUGAAGGGAGGAGUAGGGAAAGGGGUGGUGCAGGGGUGGUCGAACCAUGCAGUGGAGAUGGUGGGGGAGGAGGAGAAGUUGGAGAGGCAGAGGCGCGUGCAGCUGGCGAUGCAAAGGAGGGAGCAGCAGCAGCAGCAGAGGGACGAGUGGGCGUUGGUGCUGGCCCUUGCAGCAGAGUUCUCUCUCCCACCGCCUAACACACUCUUACUGCGCUUCGCACGCGCGAAUGACUGGAUGGGCUUGCUGGCACAGGCUCAGGCGCAGACAUGGCCCCUCCACGACCUCGUCCACAUCGUCCACCAACACGUGCCGCACCUGCCGCUGCGCCACCACCUCUCCCUCGCCCUCGCCCGCUGUGCCAACCCCUCCUGCCCGCCACCCUCGCUGCUGCCAUACCACCGCACGCCCACGCUCUUCCACGUCCUCUCACAAGCCACCACUGCGCCCACCCACUCGCACACCCCUGGGAGCACCGCUGCUCGCCCCCCUGGCCGUGUGGCGGUGCAGCUGUUGUGCAUGGCACGCCACCUGCACUGGCCGCUGCUGGCCGUGGUGGCAGCAGGCGUGCAGGGGGGCGCGGAGGACAGGCAGGCAGGGGCGAGCUCGGGGAUCACACUGUUCCACCUGGCGUGCCUCGACUGCUGGCUGCAUGCCACCUGCGCACAACUGCUUGCAGCAUCGACCCACACUGCCUCUCACAGCCUUGCAACCCCUGGUGGGGCUGUGGCAGCACAGGAGGAGAUGGAGAAUGGGGGGCUUCAGGGAGAUGAGGGAGAGGAAGAAGGUGAAGCGGAGGAAGAAGGGGUUGAGGCAGCGCAUGGAGGAUGGGUUGGGGAAAGGCAGGAGUGGGUGCAGGGGUUGCAGCAAGGGAAGUGCCGGCGAGUGGAGGCAGAGAGAGGGCCGAGGGUGAAGAGGAAGGCAGCAGACGUGGGAGGAGGGGAGCAGAGGGUGCCGCAGCCACAGGCACAGCCAGGUGCUGAGCCGAGGCAAAGGGAGGCUCAGGGGGGCGAGGAGGCGAGGGGCAUGGGGCUGGGUGGCAUGGUGGCGUGGCUGUGCCGCGAGGGGUGUGUGCUGCCGCUCCUGCGCGGGUUGCACCUCUUCCUGCCACGCUGCUCCCUGCUCUACCUGCUCCUCGCACUGCAGGCGCACUGGCGGCAGCACAGUGAGGAGGCGGAGGCGUGUGUGGCGGAGUUCAACGUGCUGGCGGACAGGGAGCAUGCGCAUGCACAAGCAGCGCAGCACCACCAGGGGCACGCACUGGGGGAGGCGUUGGGAGACUUGGAGACCGUGUGGGGUGCGGAGGGGGCAGUGGAGGAGGAGCAGGCAGCGAGCCAUGACCUCCCCUCGCUGCACACUCUCUCCUCCUUCUUCUCCCCCUCCUUCUCUCUGCGCUCCUUUGCUCUCCGCUGCUCCCUCUCCCCCUCAGCUAUCCUCUCUUCCCUCGCAUCGCUAGCAAUCGAUGCUGCCAUUGCCCGUGCUGCCUCACCGCACCAAACUCUCUCCCUCCUCCACCUCCUCUCGCGCGCCCGCCUGCCCCCACCAGCCCAGCACCGCCUGCAGCAGCUUCAGGUGGAAGCGCAGCUGCUCUCACGCGACCCUUCAGGGCCCUCCGCCUCCCCCCUGCCCUCUGUGCCCCCUGUGCCCCCUGUGGCUGCGGCUGGGAUUACCAGCGGUGCGGCAGGGGCGAGGGUGGAUGGAGGUGCGGAACAGAGUUGGGGGGAGGGUAGAGGAUGGGGAGCAGCGAUGGAGCAGGGCGAGGUGGGGGUGGGUGAGAGGGGGGAGAGUGGGGAGGGGGGGUGGGGCAACGAGGCACUGCAGCAGCUGGUGCAGGCGGGCAGGUGGAACGAGGCACGCGUGCUGGCAGGGCGGCUGGAGGGCCAUGGGGGCAGCACAGCACGGGGUGACGCAAGCAUGGCAGAUGAUGGAGGAGAUUCACAUGGAGGGGGAGGGUGGAUGGGGGACAGGGUGGAACAGGCGGGGGCCGGGGAUGAGGAGGAGGAUGAGAUGGGGGAGGGGAGCACGGGUGCGGCGUCGAUGACUCAGGAAGCCAGUGCGUUGCAGGCGCGCAUAACCCUCACUCAGGCGGAGCACAUGGUGCAGGAGUGGCAGCAGCUGCUGUGGGAGGAGGAGGAGGAGCGCGCGGUGGUGUGGGAGCACUGCCACCACCUCUUCAUGUGCCACCGCCUCCCACCACACCGUGCCGUUGCCUUCUUCCUCGCCCAUGCUUGCUCUCUUGGCACCCAGCUCUCACGCCCCAGUGCCACGCCUGCUGCUGCGCCUGCCUGUGACAGUGACGCAGAGGACAGGGCUGGCAGCAGGGGGGAUGGAGUGGGGGCGGUGGAGGGCAGAGGGGAGGAGGAGGAGAGGGUGGAGGCGGAGACGGACCCCCUCAGUGAAGGCUUGUGGAGUGCCGUGAGCGUGUGGGGGGGAGAAGACGAGGGGCAAGAGGAGGAAGAGGACGAGGAGGUUUGGAGUGAGGCAGGGGAGGAGAGCGAUGGUUGGGGCGAUGAGAUGGAGUGUGCGCAGAGGAGGGCACGGUGUCUGCACCCCGUGCUGCUGCUGGCCCUGCAGUGGAAGCUCAGAGCUUAUCACCUCGCCUAUCUGUACGGACCACUGCCCCACACCCUGCGCUCCCAUGCACGCCCAUGCGUAUUUUGUUCCGGUAUUUCCUUCCGUUGCCUCCUGUUGGCUCUUCUUGGUGCUCAUCGCUGCCUCCUCAUCCAUCUCUGGCCCAUCUCCUUCCCGCAUCCUGUCUUGCACCGUCUGUUCCCUCGUCACCCCAGCCAUGCAUGCAGGGCAGCAGCAGCGCCGCACACAGCUCCUGAGGACUGCACAACCCCGCACGCCGCCACCACCACCACCACCACGGAGUGUGAGCUGUGGCUCUCUGCCCUCGCGUGCCGUGUGUGGGAGGUGGCAGCACUGGCAGACCACCCCCUGCCCCCGCCGCUGCACUGCACGCCCUUCCCCGGGCUCGCUGUGCCGCUCUGCUCCCUGUGGCAUCGCCUGGCGCGUGGCCCUGUGAGCUCCUUCCUCACGCGCACCGCGCGCGUCAUGGCCGCCAACCAAGACGCCCUCUGCGCUGCCGCCGCUGCUCCCCUCCACUCGCCCCCCUCGCCCUCCUCUUCCACAGCCCAGCUGCCACUGCCACCUGUUUGGCCGACCACAGAGGAGGAUGCAGCGAGCGGGGAGGAGGAGGAGAGGGCGAGAGAGGGCGUGGUGCAAGUGCUGCUGGAGCGAGGGCAGAUGGAGGGAGCACAAGCCGUGUGUGCGCACGUGGGUGGUGGUGAUGGCGGGGAUGGCACAGCGGAGGCGGAUGUGGCGAUGGUGGAGGCGGCAGAGGCGAUAGCGGUGCAUGAGGGCAUGAUGGACGAGGACAUGCACGCCAUGGUGCUGCAUGCCUGCCGCACAUGCCCUGUGGAGGAUCACACUCGCCACCUGCUCUUCUCCGACCAACCCUUGGAUGUCCUCACAGCCCUCGCCAGGCUCGCCUCGCUCCCCUCUGCCCGUCUCUGCAUCCUGCGCUGCUUCGCCCGCCGCCAAGCCAUGCAGCUCUUGUCGAACCUCUCUGAACCGCUCUCUACCGUCUCCGUGCCUGCGCUGCUGCGGGCGCUGCUGGCAGAGGGAGAAGCGGCACUGCCAAGUGUGCAGCUGCUGCUGGCUACAGGAGUGCUGUCCGGCGCUGAUGCCGUGCCCGCUGUGGCAGAGCGGAUUGUUCAGGUGAUAGACAGCGGGUACAGGAGUGCAGCAAGCACCGCGUGGCGCAGCACGUCAUACAGGCGCGUCACGGACGUACGGGGCAGAGGGCACGGUGAUGGGCAGGCCGUGCAGGGAGUGGGUGGCGGCAGCACGGCGGCAUGGGGUGCAGUCCGACAGGGCAGUGCCAAUGUUGCGCGCACUGCAUUCAUGUCCCCAUCGCACCCCGCUGCGCCACCUCCCUCUUCGUCUGCAGCCUCGCCUCGGUCGUUCCACCCGUCCCCCCUCCUUGCACGUGCAUCCUCACUGUCAUCAUCAGCAGCAGCGUCUGGUCGCAGCUUGGGGCGCACUGCCAGUGGCAAGGCGCUGUGGGGGGGGGAUGCACCCGGUGCAUUGGAUGCGGCGUCCCGCCUGCCAUGGGACGAGUCCGAAGUGACGGCCCUGCUCUCCCUGCUCUCCCACCGCCCCGCCCUGCCUGACCUCCCUUUCGCACUCCCACCGCUGCCUCCUGCUGCAGCACCAGCCCACACCAGCAGCAGCAGGGGCGAGAGCAGUGAGGCUCCGCCCUUGAUUUUCCUGCCUCUGGCCCUGCUUCACUGCCUCAAACACCUAGACAGCGUCAAUGCCAACACGCAGGUUGACGUGCUGCUUCUCGCACACUACACCAGUGUGGCGGUCCCCUUGGCAGCCAAUGAGACACUGCCACGUGUCACAGAGGCGAUGGUGCAGUGUGCGGUGUCGCUGGCCUCGCCCUCCCUAGCCUCCGCCUCGCUGCGUCUGCUCCUCGCCACCACCAACCCGCGCCCCCUCUGCUUCAUCCUCACGCGCCUUCUUGCCUCGGGCCAGCUCGCCUUCCUUCUCUCCCGCCUGCCCGCUGCGGCCUCCGCUGCCCAAGCCGUGCGCUCUGUCUUCCUCCACGCCACCCUCCCUGCCACCUCCGCCAGCAACCCCAUGAGCUCCGUUCUCUCCCUCUCCGCCUUUGCGCCGCCCCCCUGUGCCGACACCACCACGUGCGCCACUUGUGCAAGGGGCUGCUUGCCCAUUCCCUCAGCCGUGUCCCAUGCUCACAGCAGCAGCAGCGCUGGCAAUGGCAAGCGGGGCAGCGGCGUUGGUGGUGGGAGGUGCAGUGGAGUGGGGGGGUGUUUGGCGUUGGAGAUCCGCAUUGCCCUGCACACAGCAGCGUGGAGCCAAGGGCUGUGUGACGACAGCAAGAACCUUGUGUUGCAGCAGCUGGGGCCGGCACGGGAGUUGGCGGAGGCGCAUGAGCGACGCGCGGGGGACUACCUGGCGGACUGGCGGGCGCUGCAGUCAUCACGCUGGCUGCACGCCAACGACGACGCCGCCGUGCUCAUGCUGCUCGACGCCAUGCGCUGGCUCACAGCCGCCGCCUCCAUGUGGGAGAGCCUGGGGGCCGGCGACAGGGCACGGCGCAGCGUGGCGCAGGCAGCGCUGCUGGGGCUGCAGGUGCACGUGGGGGACACACUCGUGGGGCUCACACCCGCUGCUGCCAGCGUGCUGCUGCAGCAGCAGCACCGCUUCUUUGAGGCACUCGUCAUCGCCAACGCCUACGACCUCACCUCGCCUGCCGACUGGUCGCUGCUCCUCUGGACCCACCUGGACCGCUUCCGACCGUCGCCGGAGUUCCUGGACGAGUGGGCGAUGGCGGUGCCGAUGGCGCUGGACAUGCUUCUAGACGUAGCAGAGCGCGUGCAGCACGAGGUGGCCACCAACCGCUCCGCUCACCUUAACCAAUUGGCCGGCGCUUUCCGGCACCUGCUGUGGCUCGUGCCGAACCUGGAGGAGCGGCUGCAGCUGGCGACGGUGUCACGUGCUGCACCUGCGGAGGUGGACAAGUGCCUCAGCAUGCUGGACCGCGUGCCCGCCACUACUGCCCCGCUCCUGCUGCGCAGAGGCCAUGGCGGGGCGUACAUGCCAGUGCUGUGA
Closterium sp. Yama58-4 is the source of this 11640-nucleotide messenger RNA. The record is from the annotation of a GenBank genome assembly. NCBI's taxonomy places the organism in Eukaryota, Viridiplantae, Streptophyta, Zygnematophyceae, Desmidiales, Closteriaceae.